AUGGGGCUGUGCGUGCAGGACGGGACCAGCCCAAAGAUGCCCUUAAGCGUUGAGCUGGGGAACCUACUGUGGCGCGUGGCGACUGGCCCUGGAAACCUGUUGGCGAGCCCUGCCCCGUCGCGGCCCCGCCUCUGCUGUCCGGCCCAACCGGCCCGGCCUCCAGACUGCGCCAGGAGACUGAUCGUGGGGACGGGACCCUUUCCACGCCCCCCGUGGAGACAGGCGCGGCCACCGGCGGCGCGGGACGGUCAGCUCGGCGGGUUCCAGUCCCUGGCCCCACCGCCUCCUCGCUCGCCCCGUCCAGCCUCUCCGCCUCUCCCGACUCGCAUUCCCUGGCCUCUCGCCCUCUGCCCUCCGCUGGCGGCCAUCACGGAGUCCCCUGCGCCUUGCCCGCCGCCCCCUGUUCGGGGUGGACAUCUGGCGGGGCCGGGCCCAGGGACACCUCCGGGCUACCGCGUCUACGCGCGCCGCUGGCUCUUUCUGCUGGUGGUCAGCUUGCUCAGCUGCUCCAAUGCCACGCUAUGGCUCAGCUUCGCACCAGUGGCCGACAUCAUAGCCCAGACCUUCCUUCUCUCCAUGGACCAGAUCAACUGGCUGUCUCUGGUCUACCUGGUGGUAUCCAUCCCAGCUGGGGUGGUAGCCAUCUGGCUUCUGGACACUGUUGGGCUGCGAUGGGCUACCAUCCUGUGUGCAUGGCUGAACUUUUCUGGGAGUGUUCUGCGUGCCCUGCCCUGUGUGCUGCCCAGGACCAGAGACCCCUUUGCCUUUCUCAUGGCGGGGCAGAGUCUCUGCGCUCUGGCCCAGACUCUGGUCAUCUUCUCUCCAGCCAAGCUGGCUGCACUGUGGUUCCCUGAGCACCAGCGAGCCACAGCCAACAUGAUUGCUACCAUGUCAAAUCCCCUGGGCAUCCUGGUAGCUAACCUGCUUUCACCUGCCCUAGUCAAGGAGGAGGGAGACAUCCCCAUCAUGAUGGGUAUCUACACCAUCCCUGCUGCCUUGGCUUGUCUGCUGGCUACCACGUGCCUCUGGGAGAAUGUGCCCCCCACCCCACCCUCUGCAGGGGCCUCCUCCUCUACUUCAGAGAAGUUCUUGGUUGGACUGAAGCUGCUCCUGCAGAACAGAGCCUACAUCCUGCUGGCCGUGUGCUUUGGGGGAGCCGUUGGGAUCUGCUCCGCCUUCUCUGCCCUCCUGGAGCAAGUGCUCUGCGUCAAUGGCUAUUCCAAUGACUUCGCUGGCCUCUGUGGGGCUCUGUUCAUUGCAUUUGGGAUCCUGGGGGCACUGGUGCUUGGCCUCUAUGUGGAUCGGACCAAGCACUUCACCGAAGCCCUCAAGAUUGGUCUCUCUCUGACUUCUGUGGUCUUCAUUGCCUUUGCCCUAGUGUCCCAGCUGCAGGGACAGGCCCUCGCACUGGCUGCCAUCUGCUCGCUGCUAGGGUUCUGUGGCUUCUCUGUGGCGCCCGUGGCCAUGGAACUGGCAGUUGAGUGCUCCUUCCCUGUGGGUGAAGGGGCAGCCGCAGGCCUGAUCUUCGUGGUGGGGCAGGCUCAGGGAGUGGUCAUCAUGCUGCUGCUGCCUGCUCUGGCUGUGAGACGCGCAGACCCAUCCUUCUCCAAAUGCCAGGAUGGCCAGGACCCCCUGGACUGGAGUGUGUCUAUGCUGCUGAUGGCCGGCUUGUGCACCCUCUUCAGCUGUGUCUUGGUGCUCUUCUUCCACACCCCAUACCGGCGCAUGGAGGCCGAGGCCAGAGCAAGGUCCUCUAUGCAGAACAACAGUGACUGCACAGCAGCCACAGAAGCCCCCGGCACCUAGACUUGUGUCUCCAGAUUCACCACCUCCCCUGAGCCCAUACCUGAGAGAUGGGAGGUGUCCCCCUGAAGAUCCCCUGUGGUGUUCAAAAG
This is a messenger RNA of Suncus etruscus (white-toothed pygmy shrew), 1895 nucleotides long. It is a transcript of the gene SLC49A3, whose product is annotated as solute carrier family 49 member 3. NCBI's taxonomy places the organism in Eukaryota, Metazoa, Chordata, Mammalia, Eulipotyphla, Soricidae. Gene Ontology annotation, biological process: transmembrane transport. Bases 1 to 1806 code for a protein of 601 amino acids. Gene Ontology annotation, cellular component: membrane. The transcript has 13 exons. The record is from RefSeq and is a predicted model, not a curated record. Gene Ontology annotation, molecular function: transmembrane transporter activity.